Molecule: messenger RNA, 2293 nt
Organism: Malurus melanocephalus (red-backed fairy wren)
Lineage: Eukaryota; Metazoa; Chordata; Aves; Passeriformes; Maluridae
Gene: RYBP
Product: RING1 and YY1 binding protein
Exons: 4
Coding region: 1-561 (186 amino acids)
Biological process (GO): positive regulation of DNA-templated transcription
Cellular component (GO): nucleus
Molecular function (GO): transcription coregulator activity; DNA binding
Source: RefSeq, a predicted model, not a curated record
AUGCUAGAUAUCUUCAGUGUUCUGUGGAACAGAAAACCUAGAAUAAACUCUCAGUUGGUGGCACAACAAGUUGCCCAGCAAUAUGCAACCCCACCACCACCUAAGAAGGAGAAGAAGGAGAAGGUGGAAAAACAAGAGAAAGAAAAACCUGACAAAGAGAAGGAAAUUAGUCCAAGUGUUACAAAGAAGAACACUAACAAGAAGACUAAACCAAAGUCGGAUAUUGUGAAAGAUCCUCCUAGUGAAGCAAACAGCAUACAGUCUGGGAAUACUACAACAAAGACCAGCGACUCAAAUCACACUUCAAGACCCAGACUGAAAAAUGUGGACAGAAGUACCGCACAGCAGCUGGCAGUCACAGUGGGAAAUGUCACAGUAAUUAUCACAGACUUUAAAGAAAAGACUCGCUCUUCAUCCACGUCGUCUUCUACAGUGACCUCCAGUGCAGGAUCAGAACAACAGAAUCAGAGCAGCUCGGGCUCUGAGAGCACAGACAAGGGCUCGUCCCGUUCCUCCACGCCCAAGGGGGACAUGUCGGCAGUCAAUGACGAAUCUUUCUGAAAAAUUGCACAUGGAGUUGUGGAAACUAUGAAUCAGGGUAUGAAAUUCAAACACUCCACCUGCCCACGCUGUUCAAAUCCUGGAGAGCCUCUUCUGUGCUUGAACACACUUUCUCGGACAUCGACCUCUUACUGAUGCAACCAGGAUCAUUUCUGCUUGCCGUGGGCAUCUGGCCACCAAGGAAUUUCUCACCCUAGCGAUUACUCUUGACACUUUUAUGUAUUCCAUUGUUUUAUAUGAUUUUCCUAACAAUCAUUUAUAAUUGGAUGUGCUCCUGAAUCUACUUUUUUAUAAUAUCUGCUGUGCACAAUUUUCCAUGAACAUGACAACUUUUUGUUUUGGGGUAGGGAGCGGGCGGGGUGGGAAGGGGGCUUUAUUUAUUGCAUUCACAAACUCCAUCCUCUUUCAACAUAUCCUUUUUAAGUUCAGUUCUUCUUCCAGUUAUACUGUGUACUAUCAGUUUUGAUAUAAAUUAUAUAUAAAUAUAUAUAUAAAUAAAUAUAUAUAAAGGGUUAUUUGAAACCAAUACAUGGAAACGCUGGUGCUUGAAACACUGUGAAGUGACAAAACAAAAUAAUUGAACAGUUCAAGAUCUGGGACAGUCCCCUUCUGUGAAAGUGCUGAAACUGAAAUGGAACUGGUCUUAGGUGAAAAGUGUUCCUGAAGGUUUGAACCUGGAUGGGACCUGUUCUCUCUAUUGUUCCUUCCCCGUUUCCUCCCUAAGCAAUGGCUAAAGCGUACUGGACACGGUUUUGAUUGUUACAGCUUGGGAUCUGAGAUGAGAGAGGAUUGCUCCAGGUAGCUGGUGUUUGCCCUUGGGUCACUCUGGUUGGUGAUGUGCAGGUCCAUGCCCAGAAUUCCCAACCAACCUGCUGGGGUUCCACCACAGCUCCAUGUGUUUGGUAACAUGAGCACGGCUGUGUCAUGCACAGCCAGUCCCACACGUGUUGGUGGUGGUAAUGAAUUCCAGCAGCCUCAGUCCCUGAGGCAACAAGAACUGGAGUGGUUGCUGUGGGUUGAAGGCAGCAGGAAGCCUGGGAGCAAUCCCGAGUUCAGGAACCGAGCUGGGGCUCGCUCCAGCCACGUGUGGGUCGGUGCUUGUCAGCCCUGUUCCAUCUGUCCUGUCCAUGCUGUUGGGGUGGCUCUUACCCUUGGAAUCCAUCUGUAUCCCAAGAGUGGUUUCUGAACAGUCCAGUGAUGGGCUUGUCAGCGUUUGGACACUUCCGAAUCUCCUGCUGUGGGAGCAAAAGUAGGGAAAAGUUUUCAUGCUGGCAAGUGAGUGACGUGUGCUCAUGCUCGUGACCAGCAUCUCCUUCAUUCUUACUCUAAAGCUAUCCAGACUAUAAUUUCUUUUCCUGGCUUGUUAGUGUUGCUUUACAGUUUACCUUCCAUGCAUUAUCCUGCUAAAACACUGGGUUGAAGAGGUGAAACAAACUUUUUUUUUUUAAAAGCAAAACAAACCCCAAACCUCUUUGCCUUUUCAUCUUUAUUUAGUGRCCCCAGGGUGCUUUGCAGUAAUUUCAGGCACAGAGGCUGUGGCUUCAUCUGACAUCAAAUGCAUAACUUUGGGCAUGAUGAAAGAGGGCCACAUUUUGACAACUUUGUGCCUGYUUGUUAUAUUGUGAAUUAUUUGCUUGGCAAGAGAAAGUUCUCUUUGUGGAGGCAACUGAUUUAAGAUUUCUUUUAAAAUCUGUGUGGUUUUGAGUAGCAGACAUAGGUUCCUUUCACACUG